Molecule: messenger RNA, 4208 nt
Organism: Capra hircus (goat)
Lineage: Eukaryota; Metazoa; Chordata; Mammalia; Artiodactyla; Bovidae
Gene: INSYN2A
Product: family with sequence similarity 196 member A
Exons: 4
Coding region: 191-1639 (482 amino acids)
Biological process (GO): inhibitory postsynaptic potential
Cellular component (GO): postsynaptic density
Source: RefSeq, a predicted model, not a curated record
GGGGGGGGCGCGGGCGGCGGGCCAAGCCCCCGAAGCCGAGCCUUCCUCCGCGCGAGCCCGGCGAACCUCGCCGCGGAUGCCCUGCCCGGAGUGCUUCGUGCCGCGCCAGGCUUGCCGGGGUCCGCGGCGAGACAUGCCCGAGCCAGGCGCUGCACCGACCUCGACUUAUCUGUAAGCCGCCGAAGGAACCAUGGUCAGUAAGGAACCCAGCAAAUGUGUACUCACGACCUCCGCGAGUGAAGUGGAGCCUGCCGCCUGUCUGGCCCUGGAGAUGAAAUAUGCCCUGGAUCCCAACCGGCAGAUUAAGAAGCGAAAUAAAGCCCUGCAGGUGCGCUUUAAGGACAUCUGCGAGGCGCAAAACGAGCAGAGGGACACUCAGCUCGCCUCGGGCCUACAGGGUGACAAGCGGGAGGCCAGGCCCGCAUCCUGCCGGGCUGCCUACCGCAAGUACAUGACCGUGCCGGCCCGGCGGUCCAUCCCCAACGUCACCAAGAGCACGGGUGUACAGACCUCACCCGACCUCAAGAAGUGUUACCAGACUUUCCCUCUGGACCGCAAAAAGGGGACUCUCAAAAGCAUCCCAGGCACCGAGGCCUUUAAAAGUCAGAACAACGGGUUGGUAAUUGACGCGAAAGAGAAGAGCCAGGAAGGGCCAGGCGAGGAGGCCCAGCCGUGGGGCGCGGGCCGGGUGCAGAAGACCACCGCCUUGGUUUUCCACUCUGAAGAACAUGUGAAUGCGCUGGGGCCGCCCACCGGGGUCAACUGCACUGAGCCGUGUAAAACCCCCGACCGGCACAGCUACCGCGAUGCUCCGGUGCAGAACUCCACUCGGUCGUCCUCCCAGGAGCUGGAGUAUCAGCUGCCCGGGAAAGCCAGUCAGGGCAGGGCGACCCCGGACACCGAGGAGCCGGCUCCAUCGGCCCACCGGAGGGUGUUUAAGACCGAAGUGGCCACCGUGUACGCACCCGCCCCAGGCGCCAGGGCCCCCGCGCCGGCCUUGUCGAACUCUGCCCCCUCCAGCGAGUGGUCCCUCUGCCCCGCGGCCGACCUGGAGCGGAGAACAGCCGCGCAGGCCAGCGGGCUCCAGGCCCGGCCAGGCGCCGCCCUGGCCUGCUCGCCCCCGACGCAGUGCCUGUCCCCGGAAUGUAGCGAAGACGCCGCCUCCCUGCAGACUCAGGCCCCCUCGGGGCAGGAGCGCCAGCCUUGUCCCCCGGCGCUCGCUGCAGAUGAAGAAUGCCAACAAAUCGUGCCUCACACGGAAGUGGUCGACCUGAAAGCACAGCUUCAGAUGAUGGAGAACUUGAUCAGUUCAAGCCAGGAAACCAUCAAAGUGCUCUUGGGGGUCAUUCAGGAGCUGGAGAAAGGAGAAGCCCACCGGGAAGGGCUUUCAUAUCGGACUGGGCAAGACACAGCUAACUGUGACACAUGCAGGAACAGUGCAUGUAUUAUCUAUAGUGUGGAGCUAGAUUUCAAGCAGCAGGAAGACAAACUCCAGCCAGUUCUGCGGAAACUUCAUCCGUUCGAGGAAACUCAGGUCGCACCUUCGCCUUACACUCAGGAGACGUACUCCUCAACUCCCAAGCAAAAAUCCAAAACUGAAUCUAAAAAGCACGGACGGUGGAAACUCUGGUUCCUUUAACCCUGACGGUGUUUGGAGUCUGAAGGCCGUCUUGAAAACCCACUGGAGUUCAAAGUAAACCCUUUUCCAAAACGAACAGGAUGGAGUGAAGGGUGGCUGGGCUGGGCAUCACCCAGUUCUCCCCCUGCUUACCAAAAAGGCCUUUGUGACAGAUCAGCUCACAGAGGCAAGGGAGUGCAGGUCAUACCUUGCCAGCUGUCUCUGCAGUUCGGGGGUGUGGGAUGUAAAAUCGGAAACGAAACCUAUCACAGUCAAAGGUGAAACCUAAAAAUUCUAUGCCCCCACCCCCAGAUCGGCAAGGAUUAGGUUAUCAACCUGCAGAACGGCAGGCUGUCACUCUGUAACACAGCGAAAACUCAUAAUUAUUUUCAAGCCUUUAUUUUUUUUAAAUACUGAGAAGAAAAAAGUAGCCCUUACGUUUGCGAAGGACUUCAUUUUUACGUUUAAUUUUGCAAAUAAGCGGGGGGCGGGGGGAGGGGGGUGUGCGAGUGCAAUUUCCAGCACAUCAAAUUCCAGAGAAAGCACAAUUUUUUUCAAGUGGUCGGAGACCAUGAAUAAUCUCUGAAAUGUGACUCUAUGUAUAUUUGCCUUCACGUGCUGUAGCGCUAAGCCAAGUGGCAUCUCAGUGUCACACUGACACCUCAAAUUCGGCGUCUCCUUCAUCUCCAGACCGGCGACAUGCUUUCUGCUCCUGCUCCAAAUGGCCAGCAGCAGCCAGGAGUCCCCCAGAGUCAGGACAUGCUUUUAAUCACUGCAAGUUGACAGGGUCAGCGCUAUCGGACACUAAGCUUUCAUAGAUCUCAUUUUUUAAUCUUUUGGUACCCAAAGGCCAAAUGAUAAAUCCUGGCAAGAAUCUGAAAACACACAUAGAGAUACACAAUGGAUUAUACAGUCACCGAUAAAUCACAGGCAUUCUCUGCCACCAGAAAGUGUUUCUGUGGAUCAAUCUUUGAGACACUGUUCAUCACGAAAGCCUAGCCAGAUGUUUGAUACCAUUCGUUAUGCUUUGUAACAGCUGGGGAAGAUCUGACCACCUCGAAGCGAAACCCUGUGCUUAGUUUAGCUGCUACUGACAAACCACCUUAAUGUCACCCACAUUUAACCUGUUAGUGAGCUGUACUAAAUGAUAAUACCUAGAGGAAAGCUGUGAAUCAAAUGUUUUUAGGUCUUUUUUAAAUAAAUCGUGACACUUCGAGUUCUCUUUUGAUUACACAUUGCAAUAUAAAUCUCAGUUCCUUUAUUUUUUCACUCGUUCCUUUGGCCCUUUGCAGGUACCUUUUUAUAGAAUUCAAAAGCCCCUACUCUAUUAAUGACUCUAUCAAACUUUGGCUUUUCACAAUAGCAAGUAGGCAUCUUCCUUUGCCUUUUUUUUUGGGGGGGGGGGCAGGGAGUAACAAUGUCAAUUUUGAGUUGUCUGUGAACGUACAAGGAAACCAAGUCUCCUAGUCUCUGUCCAACCGUUUCCGAUCUAAUCUCAUGCUCACACGCACACCUUAUUGAUCAGAUGCCAACAGAGCGGUCAACCUUGGUGAAAGGAUCCACCUGCAUUUCUCAGAUUGGAGCUAUGUCUUGCCAUGCAUUUUCCUUCUGACUCAAUAGCAAAUCUAUUUUUUUGUUCUCAGUGUUCUGAUUCUACAAGGACCUUAGUGGGCUUAAAAAAAAAAAAAAGAAUGACAGGAGUAUCUCAUGUAAGCAUUCUUUGGGGGUUACUCCAGCUAUCUCGCAGAGGUACGCUUUAAUUAAAAGAAAAAAAAAUGCAUCUUUUGUGGAAUCGAUAUAUGAGGAUAAGAAUCCUUGAAUAUCACUUAACAGAAUUGAGAAAUAUUUUUGUGGAAGGAGAAGACUGAGUUAAGUUGAUCAAAUACCAUGAAGGAAGUGCAAUUGUUUCGUGUAGAGAUAAAAUUUGAAAAAAAAUGUGUUUCAUGUAUUUUAUACUGUUUUUAACUAAAGUUAUAAAAACAUGUUUGCAACAAGUUAUCUCUCCUUGUGUCUUCAGAAUCCCGACUGUCUCAGUGAAUUGAAAUAAGGAUGUUAGCAGCUUUCUGCUUAGUACCAUAAUUCUGUCUAAACAAAGAGGACAUCCUCAUAAACAAAGUAAUAUCACUGUAUGAAAGCAGUCUAGACCAAAAAAAAAAAAAAAAAAAGAAAAAAAACAUUUUCAGAAUCUAAAAGGGAACUGAAGAUAAAUGAAUUCCUAUCUAAAAAUGAAACUAUCUUCAGAAUAGGAAAAAAAAUAUUUUCAAUCUCAUUUCAUGACUGCAGCGUGUCACUCACAGGUGAUGACUCUUCUCUUAGAAAGAUUUACGUAAAAUCUUUGAUACAAAACCAAGGUAAAAAGUACCGUGUUCCCGCAUAUGUAGAUGUACACAUGGCAUUACGUAUAGAGAUUAAAUUAUUAUACUUGUCACUAAGUUCUUUAUUAAUUUUUAAAUAAAAAAAAAAUCAAAGGUCAUGUUUUGUGCGGCUAUUAAACUUAUUUCAUAGUCUCAAUAGUUUGGGAAAAGAGAAGCCAUCCAUCGAAGGAAAUAACAAUGAAGGAAGGGUGUUCAGGCUGAAGAGAACUUCACAG